UUUCUCAAUUUUUUCAGAAAAUUUUUAUUUUAUCUAUUUUAUUGUCAUUCCCACAAUAUGGAAGUUGAAGUUAAACAAACUGACGGUUUCUACCUCAAAGCAUUGGUAAAUGACAUCUCUGACGACAGUUUCGAUGUUAUUUACGACAAUGGUUGGCGAAAACCAGAAUGGGUCAAGUUUGAACAAUGCCGGGUAGAAGUGGACGCGUCUUCAGACAAAGCAAAGAACCAGCAACCAGUGAAAGUUGGGGAUGUUGUUGAUGCUUAUGUUCGUUAUGAGGGGGACAAACGGGCUUGGCAUUCAAUGAAGAUUCGGGAUAUUAAGAAUUGUUUUGCUGUUGUUGAAGGAAAUGAGGGCCAAAAUGUAAUCAAUGACAUUGUUCCCAUCACUGAUUGCCGACAUCCAAACCUUUCGAUGGUCGUCACGAAUUCUUCAAUCCAAAGUUGUGUAAUUCCUGCUGGCGAUUUGUUUGAAUAUUUUGAGCAGAGUGAUGAGCGUUAUAAGGUUUUCAGUUUUGUUUAUUAAAUGGGGAAGGAUUGGGGAAUUGAUGGAAGCUGCAACGGCUUUUUUGAGAUGUGGGUUACAACUUUUGUCAAAUUUAGGGGACGUGGGCCUUAUCAGGGCUUGAUAGUUUAAGUAUGGUGUUUCGAGCGUGUAAAUGUUCUCCCCCCUCUCCCCUCUAUAAUUUAUCGAUGUGUGCAUUACUUCAAAGCUUCUUUUGAUUUCCGCCUUUAAGGGAAGGAUUUGGGGAUUGUUGGAAGCUUCAACGGCUUUUUGAUGAGUUAUUGAGGGGAUUUGGGUCUUAUUAAGUUUGGUCUGAUAGGCUGAAUAUUAGAGAUCGGAAUUUUUGAAAAUCUGGGCCUGUUUCUGAGUUCCGGGUUUGAUUUAUUGACCUUGGCCGGACACUGGGCCUGUAGUCCAGGAAUAACCCAGGAAGGUCAAAAAUGCCUGGACUCUGGGUACAGGAAAAACUCCAGACCUUGGUACUGACCCAGGUCGAUCUUUACUGAAUACGUUGUUUCGGGUGUUUAGAAGGAUCCCCCUCCCUUCCAUAGUUCAUUGAUAUGUGGCACUACUUUACAGCUUCUUUUGAUUUCCACUCUAAUCCUAUAAAUCUGUUACUAUAUAUACUCUUCACUUUUCCUUUUUUAAGGUUCUUCGUGAGUCAAUCAACGGCAUUCUUAUCAAACUUGAUAAAGAGAAAAAGGAACUGGUUAUUAAGGCUCUGUCUCCAACAAUUAUCAAAAAAGUCGACAUUUUGAAGGAUGUCUUUUUGACGAAUAGUCGACAGAAGAUGACUUUAAUUCAACGGCAAGAGGUUGUUAAUUCAUGUUUUUUGGAGUUUACCUUUCCAAUGGGUUACUUUUUCACUACUUCCUUGGGGUAUAGACCUUUACACUAGGGCAGCACCCCCGAGCCAUUGAAGGCGGGAGUGUCGGGUUUUGGAGGGGUAGAGCCUUGGGUCAAGGUUUUUGUCUAUAAAUUUGUCGGGGGACGGGGUGCUAUUCUACUUUAAAGAUCCCGCUGGACAGUUGCCAAGCUAGGGGUUUCUCUUGACUACUACCCCAUGAGUCAAACCUUCAAUGGCCUCGGCUUCAGGCCCGUAACUAGGAUUUUUUUUCGGGGGGG
Molecule: messenger RNA, 1629 nt
Organism: Meloidogyne enterolobii
Lineage: Eukaryota; Metazoa; Nematoda; Chromadorea; Rhabditida; Meloidogynidae
Source: the annotation of a GenBank genome assembly